UGUUAUUUUUGAAGUUAAUUCUGAAUUAAGAAAAUAUAUUGUCAGUUUUAAUAAUGACAUGUUUUUAAAUGAGUUGAUGAAUGAAAAUGGUGAUGGUUAUAAUAAGGCCCCAAUUUUGGUGUUUUUGAAAGAAUAUUGUAUGGAGUUGUAUGAAAUGGCGCCAGAGAAAACCUCCCAAUGCAUUUACAAUCUAAUAGAAAAUCUAGACUCAAAAACGAUUAUCCUAUUAAAAAAGGAUAUCACAGAAUGCUUAAUCAUUUACAAAACAUUAUUAAAUCAAACUCAACUACAAAUCAGUUUCGAAAAAUGGUCUGAAAAACUAGAUCUAAAUAAAAUAACUGAAUUAAUUCAAGAAAAAUCUCUAUUUACUGAAUUCUCACAAGAAACGUCGGAUAAAAUACAAGCCUUAAUAAUUAUGACGGAUUUAAUUAAUUUUUCUAUAAAAGAAGCUAAAAAUUGGACUUUAUUAUUAAUAGCAAAUUUAACCAAUACAGAAAUUAAAUGGGGACGAAUAUUCCUAUCCGACUUGCUUGCCUUGUCAGAAAAGUCGCUUUUAAAGUCGGAUUUUGAGAAAAUUUUGAAUGAGUAUUUGGAUUUUGUAAGACGAUAUAUAAAUGUGUAUUUUAGAAAGCUCGUUGAGAAGCCCUUUGUUUUGAAGACCGAUCAGUGGUCGAUUCUAAGUGAAAUUGUUGAGUAUUUUACAAAAUAUUAUGAGGAAGAAUAUUUUGAUAAUGUUCUGGAGUUGGUGGAGAAAGCUUUUUUUCAGUUAUGGCCUUCAUUCGAAAUAUCAAGUAAUCUAGACCAAAAACAGUCUAUCUUGCUAAACUUACUGCGUCUACCUAAGAGUGUCGGUUUGGAUGCCUUACCUGUCAGGUGGGCAGUCACUCUGCUGACUACCGAGGGAGCUAGCCUUGAAGAUAAGACCAAGAUUGUUAGCACUUUGCCGGCAGGGGACCAGUAUAGUAUACUAUACCGUGCCUUCGCCUCGAACCUGCCUGUCCGUCUGUGUGAAAUGCAGGGCGAGUACAUACCGCCGCUGCGGGCCUUGUUAGAUACACUGGCCUCUAAUGGGGACCCCACACUACUGGAUAUAGUCAUCACUUUGGCUGGAGGUGAUGACACUAAGGGCUGGUGGGACCAAGCUAUCGACGCGUGCAUGUCAUCCCUGGCUAAGAGACAAGAUAAGGCCAUACUCACCAAGGCCUAUCAGAGGUCCACAAUGGGGGACACGUUGGGUGUCUGUAACCGUGUGCUCUUGCCUAUAUUGAGGCAUUCGUCUCGCAAGUUCUGCGAGGAGUACAUAUCGACGCUGGCCCCCGAUUUGUUCAGCACUCGAGUUGCGUUCAAGAUGCCCGCGAACACGGACGGGUACAGGAGGCAAGUCAAGUGUCAAGCUAUCAACUUCAAUGUACUGAAGAUUGUUUUCGAUAAGCUACCUUCAGAGAUAUUAGAAUGCAGUAUUUUAAAUGAAAGUGCCGGCUCUGACAAGCCAUGGUACUUUACCGAGCAGGCGUGUAAAUACUGUGUCACUAUUAGUGCCAAUACGAAGUGUCCUGAAGGCGCAUCGCCAGAGUUAAGGGACGCUUGUCUUUGGUUACAGACCUCCGCUUACAACUGUCUCACGGCCGCCAUAUGCAGGCGGAAGCCAAAAAAGAAGCUGUACGCAAGAAUCUUCGAUGCCCACGCGUGGGCAAAAAUCGUGGACAAAGAUGCGGUGUACCCUUUCGAGUUGCAAGCGUAUUCUAGUUACCGGGGCAGUACAUCAUCUCAGAGACAGUUGGAGGUGUAUACCAGCUCGUCCUUCAGCGGGACAGUGAGAAGCCGCCUGUUCCUGACGACCCUCACCGAGAACCCGCUGCAAUAUGACAUGAUACCUCAUGAUGGAGACGAUGAUUUGGAAGAAGACCAACCACCGGAGUUUGAAGACAGCGUGCUCGACACCCACGGAUGCCUGAGCACGCUGACGUCACUACUCGAGCACUCGAGCACUCUCGAGCACGAUGACUGGAAGAGCAUCACGAUUGCUUGUCUCACAACCGAGGGCGUGUUGAAUGUCAAGUGGUUGGUUGCACAGGCAAUAUGUAACGCUUCAGAUUGCCUCAAGAUUCACGCGAGUGAGUUGACACCAGCCUUGCUACAUCUGAUAGCGGACACACCACGAACACACAACAAUAGAUUAGUCUUAAAUAAUCUGCAUCUAGAUAUACUUACAACCAUUAUAAAUUGGAAUAUCACAGAUAUACCCAAAAAUGAACACUUGGACGUCUCUAUAGAAUAUUUAAUCUCAACUAUAUUAGAAUAUAAACAUCGGAAGAAUGUACAAAGGAGACUUCUUAACGUUCUAAAUAAUAUUUUACAAAUAUAUGGAGAUAUUGUUCAUGUAAAAUGGAAUGUUUUUAGAGAUUAUUGUAAAGAUUUCCCAAAACAAAUAUUUUCCUUACUAAUAACAUUUGAAAAACUAUUAAAAAAUAAAGUGCCAUUGCCAGAUUUACUGCCAAAUAUAUUCUUGAUAACAGAUCCAAAAAUUUGGUCUGGCAAUUACAAAUUAUCUGAAGUUUGCGGUUUGGCACUAAAUCUGGCGGAUUCUGGCACUAAAGAAGAAUACUUGGCAAGGUUCUGGCAAAUAUUGAAUAGUGCCAAAUCAAAUAAUGUUAGUGGGUAUAUUAAAAUAUUAUAUUAUACCCAAAGAUACUGUCGGGAAUGCUGUGAUAAUCAACAAAUCAGAAACAUAACAGACUUAUCAACGAAAAUCGAUAAAUCGAAAUGCCUGACUAUUAUAGCUAAUUACUUAGAGAUUGCACACGAUAAUGACUCUUAUUGCCGAGAGAUAUUUGAGAUCAUUUUCCUUUGCGAUUUGCUAGAAGGUGAAUUUAAAGUUGAAGCUAUGAGAAUAGUGGGGAGUGGUCUGAGGUUCAUGGGGGAGGAUUUGAAAGCUCAGGUGUUGGGGAUCGUUGCCCAGAAUUGUAAGAAUUCCUCUGUGGCUGUCAGAAAGGAGGCUUUUGGGGUCAUUUUGAAGGCUUUUCAAGCGGAAUUCAAACCCCAAACAAACUCGUCAAGCAAACGCCGCGCUCUCGACACCACUCCCAUAUUAGACUCGCUACAGUCCGCUCACCAAGUGGUGAUUGUGUUAGCUGGUGGUAUGUACGACCCUGAAGUGUCUGACAUGCUGGUGGAGGGGCUGGUCGGGUGCCUGUCUGAAGAUCUGACACUUAGAUUCGCGGAACUUUUCUAUAUAUUAGUAUACCAGAGUUUUUACACCAAAAUUGAUAAUUUAGAUCUUUGUAACUGUGGAUACAAGUUGUUAACAAUAUUGUUCAGAGAUCUGAGAAAUAAUGAUACGUUUACUUCUAGCAAGUUACGAGAAGAGAGUUUACCACAAAGUAUACUGAAAGUCACAGAAACUCUUACUACGAGAACGAAACUUAAGACAGUCAUGAGGUCUAGCGUGACAUACAGACAGACGGUUAAAAAACCUACCGAACGACGUGCAAUCGAUGUACAAAUAUCUAUAAAUGAACUGUUAGAUACAUUUCUACAGUUAGCAAAGGUAAACUCUGAAGCGUGUCUAGAACUGUGCUCUCAAGUAAUGAAGUGUUUAAACUCCGCGGGUCGCAGGUUCGAUCUGAGCUCAUUAGUAGCCAAGCAAUUGUAUGGAAUCGUGAAGAAAGAACCAAAUUGUUUGACCCCUCUCGUUUUGGAAGCCUGCAGGGUAUAUAUAAAUGGCGUUAGUGGGAUGGUGGGUUUCAAAGAAUCAAUAGAAAUUAUGAAAUUUAACCUACGUAACAGCGAGGGUUAUGCGUAUACCAAUAUUGUAUACGAAGAUCUCGUGCUAAGGAGUGGGGAUAGAAACCAGUUUGUCUUCAGAAUGAUAAAUGAAGAUUCAGAUAUUAAAAUGAGAGAUCAAGAGUUUACUAUAGAAGGCCUCAUAGACCUAUUUGGGAGCCUCUCAAACUGGGACACCCUGAGGAUGCAAGAGCGGCUCCAAGUCGAGAACAGCCUCCCCACAUUGUGGGCAAAGGAAGAUGACUUCAAGGUCAAGUUGAGGGAGUACUUCGACAAGGCUGAGGGGAAACUUGACUACAGUUUAUGGUUUAACAAAAUGAUAGCUUCUUACUUCCCGGAUGAAGUUAUUCAAGAUAGGAUCAGUUGGUUGAGAGGAACUGAGUUGUGGCCGAAAAGGGAGUUCGUUACUUCAGCUAUAAUAGAAGCAAUACAAUGGCAUGAGCCCGGCUUCGCUCGCCUUCCCACACACAUACGCGAAGAACAUUGCCUCGUCGAAACCGCCGCUAGACUUAUGAUCAGGUCAUCAUUCCAUCACCUAAACACGUGCAGUGAUGACCAAGAGGUGGUGAACAGGAUGUCUCUAGGUGAUGAGCUAGCGUGGUGCAGAGAGGCGAACAGACGGAAGCUGCCUUAUUUAGCCCUACAGUGUAUAGAGAGAAAUAAAGAGUUGUUACUGGACGUUGACAUACUGCCUUGGAUCACUGAAAAGAUUUCAGCUUACAGAACGAUUGGUCUGAAAGACACCAACACUAUAAGUUUUCAGAGGGCUUUAGAUGCCGCAGAGAGACAAUCCUCUAAGUAUGGACACCAUUCAUCUUUAUACACGAAUAUAUCUAUACAGAAACUGAUAUUACAACUGAACAAUGAUUUAAACUCGUUAUCAACGACAAAAUUGGAUGAUGUUACACAAAAUGUGAACCAACAGCUGUUUAGACCACAAAAGAUGUUGUCAUGCAAGAACAAGCAAGCCUUAAAGAAGUUUUAUGAGAGAGCUUUGAUAUAUUAUAAUGAGCUAUGGGAUGAUGAUGAUAAAGCAUAUCAAAACACAAUAUUACUGCGUAUGUCAGAAAUAAUAUCAUAUAUAUUGGACCACGAUCUAAGCAGAGAAUUUGAUCUAUUAUUCUCUGGCCUAUUAAAUAGGCUGGCCCAUUCCGGAGCGGCUAUCAAUGAAGGGACAGCUGAAAAGGUUCUAGAGCAAGUAAACAGAGUAUUUGAUAACCUCGACUCCUUCAGUGUUGCUAUACUCAAGAAAAUCAUAACAAUGUUGCCAUCGUUAAAAGAUAAUUAUUUGGAUAAAUUCAAAGAUGAUAGUGUUGCUAUAUGUAAAAUGUAUUUUCAAUUGAUAUGUGAUGUUAAUUAUUCUUUAUUGCAAUAUUGUGAUAAUUUACGAAGGAAUCUUUUUGACAAAACAAAAUGGGAUGAAAUAUUUAAUAGUAUGAAACAAACCUUAUUGGAAACCCCACACGGUGGUACUGACUACCAGUCGUUGAUAACAAUGAAAAAUAAGCUCUAUGCCUUAGACAAUAUGGAUGAUAUUGACACAAAGAACGUCCAUCUAAAAUCCAUAAUCUCGGAGCUACUCUCCAAGCCCCCCCGGACUGGUCUCCGCCUGUCGCAGCUGUGUCCCGGGCUGUCAGCCCACACUGAGCAGCCCAACAGUGGGCUAAGGACCCUGCUGCGGUUGCCUAGCAACGUCAGCGUCGUCAAGUUCUGCGAGCAAAUAUCAGUAUUCACUGAUUCGAUUCGACGUCCCUGCGUUAUCAGAGCCCUGCUGUCUAACGGCCGCACCAGACGGUACAUGAUCAAGAGCGGGGAGUCGCUGUACAGGGACGCCGCCAUACAACGGGUGGCCGCGGCCUUGCCGAGUAUAGCAGAUAAUAGUCAUAUAGUCAAUUAUAAUGUAACCCCUCUAGGCGAGGAAUCAGCCAUUAUAGAAUAUCUUGAAGACCACGUCAGACUGAGAGAUCUGAUGGAGAAACAAUUUGAUAUCGAUAAUAUCGGUAUAUCUGGCGACGUUAACGACAGACUCAUAUUAGCACCAUCGUUGGCACUAGAGCAGUACCACGCCAUGUGUGAUAAAGUACCACCGCAUAUACUCAGAUCAGCUAUAGAACAAGACAGUUCUUGCGUUAAGGAGUUUAUUAUCAAGAAGAAGACUUUUGCAGAUACACUCGCGUCUAUGACAAUAAUUAACUGGCUAUUUGACAUAGGCGACCGUCACCUCCACAACAUGUUGUACAACUCCCGCGGCGGCUCUGUCUGCGGCGUGGACCUGGCGGCGACUCACGCGGCGCCCCCCGCCAGGCUCACGCGCUGUCUACUAGCUGUGACGAGCAGGAAUGAGCUAGAGAGUCGUCUGCAGAAUAUGCUGUCAUCAUUACGAGAGCGGAGGAAACUUCUGGAAGCUUUCAUCAAAACAUCGUUCUAUUGGAUGGGACCCAAUUUUGAAGAGUUACAACCAAUUCUAUCUAUCUUGUCCGGGUCGUGCGUAUCGUACGAUAUAUCGAAGCGAUGUUUGGAGAGCAGUAACAAGAAGUACAAGGAAAAACACCUGUUAUUGUUGGACGAGGUUUUCAAAGAUUUUGUACCGAAAGCUUCUUAUAGUGUUGAAGAUCAGAUAUCCUGCCUUCUCCACCACUGCACGGACCCCAGGAUCCUGUCUGUAACCCCAUCAGGGUGGGAGGCGUGGUUGUAACAACAGCCUGUAACUGUCCCACUGCAAGUCGUGGGAGACUAUUACAUCGCGACUGUCUCUCUGACCUCCACAGUUACUGUGACACAGUAUCACAUAGUAAGACUGCGCGACACAACUGUACUGACAUAACGACUGACAAAUAUCAACGUGUGACAGUCGGGAGAAGUUACAAAAUUAGAUUUUUUGUGAUUUUUUACUUGAAAAUGUAAUAUUUUAAUUGUGUAUUUUGGUGUGUUUG
This is a messenger RNA of Trichoplusia ni (cabbage looper), 6716 nucleotides long. RefSeq lists its product as uncharacterized. The record is from RefSeq and is a predicted model, not a curated record. Gene Ontology annotation, cellular component: nucleus. The transcript has 40 exons. Bases 59 to 6478 code for a protein of 2139 amino acids. Lineage: Eukaryota; Metazoa; Arthropoda; Insecta; Lepidoptera; Noctuidae. Gene Ontology annotation, molecular function: protein serine/threonine kinase activity; protein binding. Gene Ontology annotation, biological process: telomere maintenance; double-strand break repair via nonhomologous end joining.